UAUUAAAAUUUGGUGUUGGUACCUUAUUUGUACCUAAACUGUACAGUCAUCAUGCUGAGUCAAUGCUGUAACGUACGGCAGGACUAAAAUUGGAAUGAGACAGCUGCUUUUUUGUCCGAUCCUUGUUUCUCGAAUCCGACCGUCGUCCGGCCUUGACCAUUGACGACAGCAAGCGCAGCAAUACCGACACAGCGACAGCGACGAGAGUGCAUAACAGCAGUGAGCGCCCUUGAUACUGAACCAGUGCGUCGUUACUGAUGAUGGCGCGGCCGUGAUUCAGCACUGAUUCGUCGACUUGCUCCCUGGACCGUCGCUGCCACCUGUUGCCGGCUUGGUCCCAUCCGACGCUCAUCAAACUACCUUUUAUUUACAUAAAUUCUGGUCCUAUCCUCCACAUUCAAGUCCAAAUGCUCUUUUGAUUCAGUCCGACCAUGCGUCGUUUUACUUCUGUCUUCUCUUCCAAGCGCGACAAGGGCGAGUCGUCCUCUAGCAGCCAUCCUUCUCACAGUACAACCUCUCUCUCGACCGCCAAGAAGACAGUGAAGAGGGCUAAUACCUUUCAUUCUCCAGUAUCCUCUUCGACCUCGUCGUCACCCCACUUCAGUCGUGGAAGCGACAUCGCCCAUUCGUCUGCUUCGUCCUCGGGCUCUGCUAGCCUUCAGACUCCAGAUGACGUCCCAUUACCACUAGACCGGACUCCUACCAAAGGCAAAUCUUGGAUCUCAUGGCUCGGGAAAAAGCCUUCGGUCAUCAGGGUGAGGCAACCUGAAACCCAGGAAAUUAAUCGUGACUGGCGACCUUCUUGUCCGCCGCCUCUACUCCGCCAACCGCCUCCUGGAAUCAGAUCUGCUGCUCCGGUACGCAAGUCUGAAGAGACUUCAUCCGAGUCCGAUGACGACGACGACUCGUCUCUCUCCGGUCACCUCGUCAAGCCUUCCUUCCCUUCUUCUGCCGCACCUAUCUCUCGAAAAUAUCUUCACAGCCUCAUACAAAACUCUCUUGUAUAUCACCCUUCUCCCUCACCUUUUGUCCAGCUCGAUUCCCAGACUUCUCCACUUUACCCACGUUCGUGUAAUUCUCCACGUUCCCUGUCACAUCAAGAGUCCCUUCGUUCAUCAAUGCUCAAAACACACCUCUUACGGCGUUUGCUUGACCCCGCAGACCCAUUGACAGCAGCAGAGCAGGAUGCCAUACUGCCCUUUAGCCUCAAAUCACCCUCACCUCCCGUACUUAGCGGGUCUUCUUCCGACAGUGUGGAUGAAGUUGCCCUACCAAAGUCUGCCAAGGCUGUUGGUUACAGCGAAGGUCUGCGCCGUUGGAUAAACCGUCCUUGCUUUGAACACCGGUUCGUUGUUUGGAUUCGCACAGACGACGGCAUCGCACAGUGCCAGGUGACUGGGACACGUUUUGCCGUACCAGACCUCGAGUUCUCAGAGGCGCUCGAAGCUAUGACCGAUUUCAGUCAGCAGUUGUAUCAGGAGCUCUCGCUCCCAUCACCAGUGGAGCUGCCGUCCCAUGCAGUAGUACCACCUCCUCAGGCAUUGCCUGCACCGGAGCCAGCGGAGCCCGAGUCGGAGCCAGAAAUGCUGAGCCCAAGCUCAGAGGCACCGCCGCCGUCACCGUCUAGCAGCUCAUCUCAUGCAUCUCACACCACCCGAGUUGCACCAUACCUGGCCACGCCGUCACCGCUACGCAAUCAGCAUGCCGUCCUCAAAUCGACAUCGCCAGGGUCAUCUUCAGCCUCUGUACCACCGUCAUCUUCUACUCCCAUCAAACGUGGCGUCAGAUUCGCCGAAGAUGGCAAGGAGGAUCAAAUCCCCAUUGGGUAUGUCAUGCGCAUGAAGAAACAACGGGAAGCGAAGGCCAAGUUUUUGCGUGAACAGCAGGAGAAGCGGCAGUUUGAGGAGGAGAAGGCAAGAGUAGAGGAGGAAAGAAGAAAGAGAGAGCAGGAGAGGAUCGAGUGGGAGAAGGAAAGGCAAGCAUGGGAGAAAGAGAAGAGGGCUAUGGAGGAAGAGAGAAGGAAGAAAUUGUAUGCGGAAGAGCUGGCUGCAGCUAGAGUGCGGCGGGAGAACCAGCGGCACGGCGGAAGCAGCAGGGCCAUUUCGAAUUCAAGUUCGUACACGUCUUUGAGAGGUGACGGAAAUGGAUCCGAACGUAAUAGGCACGAUUCGAUGAAGCAGUUGCGGCCCACGCAUGAUCACCUGUAUGUACCACCACCACCGCGGCUACAAGGAUCGACUUCGUCACUGGUUAGUUCACGUCGGUCGAGCUUCGUUGGACAACCUACUAUGUUUUCACCUGUGCAGCAAUUUGGACAGCUACCACUUCCGGUACCUGGAUCUCGUCCUUCGUCACUAUAUUCGUCGUCAUCUGAGGACGUUGGAAUGAGUGCUAAGCGACAUACCAUGGCUUCGACCCCCAAUUACCAUAAUGUCAAUAUGUGGUCAGCUAGCAACGCGAGCCUUCUUCCGCCUGCCGGAUUCGACAUGCCCCUUCUACCGCCCACCGCACCGUUUAUGCUUCAUCAAUAUCACCCACGUCAACCGUUGCAACCGUCGUUGAGCCCUUCUCCGUCCAGGCAAGGUUUUACCCAUAGUACGGAUCGCGUCAGCCGCCCCUCCACGUAUGACAGUAGUCUUUCGAAUCGUUCGAACUCGUCGUCGCCUCACCGAGUAGUAAACCAUCAGCGUCGGUCAAGUGGAGAUCACCAACCCUCUCCGAUGCGACCUCAGCAGCAGAGGGGAAGAACGAUAGAGCCUGCUUCGUCUAAUCGCCUAUCUACUGCCUCAUCUCGAUCGAAUGUCAACCUUGGGUACACUGCUCCAAACAUACAAAGAGGGGCACCGACGAGGCGGCAGACUUCAUACUCAUGAUCACUCCUUUUGCCCCCUUAUCUCACGACAUAUCAUGCUCCAUACCCUCAUUGGGAUCUCCCAGCAACAUAUUGGUUUCCACCAGAAUUCUUUAUCCGGUUGUACGUAUCAUGACACUUCAGCAGGUUCGAUAUGCUGCCGCACACGCUCGUUAAACCUUCACUAUAUUAUCCGCCUCUCCCGCUUGGAACAUUCGAUGGUUGGUCUUAUACGUACCAACGGGAAUGUAAACCAGAUCCAAAUUGCCGACCUCCCUCCCACCUCACUUAUCUCGCUC
Desarmillaria tabescens is the source of this 3150-nucleotide messenger RNA. RefSeq lists its product as uncharacterized. Lineage: Eukaryota; Fungi; Basidiomycota; Agaricomycetes; Agaricales; Physalacriaceae. The record is from RefSeq and is a predicted model, not a curated record. Bases 432 to 2873 code for a protein of 813 amino acids. The transcript is spliced from 2 exons.